AAAAAAAUCUCAAAUGAGAUGCAUGUCUUGCUGGUUCCUUGGAAGAAAACUGCUGUCUGUCUGUCAGUCUGUCUGCAACUGGGCUGUAGGCCAGUCUGGGAGUACAGUUUUAAUACAGGGCGAGCAAAUCACGUGGUUCGGCAAAUGUUUCGCAAUUGGCUUCAACCUGCUGCGUCUUGUGACGGCGCAUGGUGGUAGGCCAUCGCCCCUGCUUUUAUACGGCCGCCAAGCUACUUGGCAAUUCUUGUCUGUUGUUCCUUACUCCGGAAAAUCCAGCUUGAUGCUCAGGUCACACCUCAAGAUGGUCAUCUUUGGACCCGGCGCUGCUUACGCCGCUUGCACCGCCGGCUGAGCCUGACCUGGAGUCGAAGAUGAACUGGGGGACCUUUUAUGCCGUGAUCAGCGGCGUAAACAGGCACUCUACCGGCAUUGGACGCAUUUGGCUCUCCGUCAUCUUCAUCUUCCGUAUCCUGGUCCUGGUGGUCGCCGCAGAGAGCGUUUGGGGGGAUGAGAAGUCCGGCUUCACCUGCAACACCCAGCAGCCCGGCUGCAACAGCGUUUGCUACGACCAGUUCUUCCCCAUCUCGCACAUCCGUCUGUGGGCGCUCCAGCUCAUCCUGGUCUCCACCCCCGCGCUGCUGGUGGCCAUGCAUGUCGCCCACCGACGGCACAUCGACAAGAAGAUCCUGAAGAGGUCGGGCCGCACCAGCCCCAAGGAGCUGGAACGCGUCAAGAACCAGAAGUUUCAGAUCACAGGAGCCUUGUGGUGGACAUACAUGAUCAGCAUCAUCUUCAGAAUCAUCUUCGAGGUGGCUUUUCUCUACAUCUUUUACUUGAUCUAUCCUGACUUUAAGAUGGUGCGUUUGGUGAAAUGUGACUCGUACCCUUGCCCCAACACCGUGGACUGUUUCGUGUCCAGACCCACAGAAAAGACCAUAUUCACUGUGUUCAUGCUGGCAGUGUCUGGGGUGUGUGUGCUGCUCAACCUGGCUGAGGUGGUGUACCUCAUCAGCAGGGCCUGCAAACGGUACUUUGGCGUCUCCGAAGAUGAGUCGAAAGUAGCUUGGAUAAGUCAAAAAUUGUCUACUUACAGGCAAAACGAAAUCAAUCAGCUGAUAGCAGAUCAUUCUCUCAAGUCUAAGUUCACUGUGACCAAAAAGAGCCCGACCGAGAGGGGUGAGAGGUGUUCUGCUUUCUGAGACUCCCUUCAAACUAAUCAACCGUAAUCACACCUGUCCGUGGAGCAUGUUCUGCAUUAAUGACACAUAUACUGUAUAUUUGAUUGUUGUCAACAUUUUGACCAUUUAUUUAUGUAUUAUUCAGUCAAAUGCUUAUUUAUUCUUGGGGUUUUUUUCUAUUUAUUUUAACUGACACGAACGUUAGCUGCUGUUCUUGUCUAAAGUAUACGGAGCCAGUAGUGAAGGUUCAAAGACUGCACCAGUGGUUUUACAUGUUUUAGCACAAUUACGACAAAUUCUACAAACGUUGUAGCGGUACCGCACGACUAAGCUUACCAUCAUUUGUUUGAUUGGUUUUUUUCUGCCUUUAAAGUUCCAUUCUUUCUUGCAUAGAGGAUUUUUUUCCACUGAGUGUUAGCCAAAGGAAACUUACCAGUGCCAAACUGACAAGAAUUGAUAGUUUAACCAAUUUUCUUAAAUUGGGAUUUCAUUUACUGAAGCAUAAUACACGCACAAAAAGACACGUUUGUGCAUCGAUGGCCAGUCAUAACAGGAAAAUACAUAGAUUUCUGUCAAAUACGGUAACACAGAUUCAUUGCCUUUGCCGUACACAUGCCGAUCAUUUUUAAUGUCAUGCGUAAUCAACUUCCAAAAGCCCAUUAUCAGCCAGGAAAAACCCUGCUGUACAUUAUGAGACACAAGCUGUUAAGGUGGGAUAAUUGCCUGAGUUAAACAAACCAUGAAUGUGAGCAUCAUAACUUUGUUUUUGUCAAGAGUUGCAUGAAAAUGCACUUCCAAGUGCGCAUUUGUUAAAAUCUUGCAGAUGUGGCAGGUUCGCGUGCCUAAAAGACCCAAAUUACUGCCAAAAUACUCGUAUUUAUGAGCCGCGAAUAUGUGGAAAUCAAAUCCAGAACACAAAUAUCAAGCAUUUAAAAGAUGUUGUUAGCAAUAUAAAGGUUGCUGUUUGGAAACCGACUCUGGCUUUGGUUAGCAGCUUCUCUUCAGAACAUUAAUCCACCCUGUAGCAGGUUUUUCACACCCAUUCACUUUUUUUUUUUUGGUUGCCUGCUUUGACAACAGAAAUUUAGCUUUGACAACAGAAAAGAUGAAUGAAUAACUCUAAGGAGGUUACACAAAGGCUUCAUGAAUAGAUCUUCAUACCAUACGGAAAUGAAAGGAAGUGGACGGCUCAGAAAUGUCCAAUAAUACUUUUUGAAACGUGUUAACAGGAACAUUCAGUCUAAUUGAUGUCUAGCAAUAAAACAUUUGCCAAAAUGUGUAAAAACACCAGUUUUGGGCCUUUAGGAAAAGCCGACAUCACUGAAGCAAUUAAAAUGCUGGAUAAGAAAGUCAACUUGUUCAUUUAGAUCAAAGGUAAUACUACUGUGUGUCACAUUUAAUGCAGUCUGGUUCAAAGCUAGUACAAGUAUGGAACAGAGAGAGAGGCAUUUAUUGAAGUAGGUGCUUAAAGCCAACAACCCUGUGGCACUUAGAUUUUAUUGACCUCUCAUUGAAUAUGCUAAACUUUGCUAUAAUUGUUCUGUAACUUGGUAUAUUGCUCUGAAUAUAUUGUAACAACUGGUGCUAGAAAACCAAAGAAGUGUAAAGAUACCGUCCAGCCGUGACUGUAAAAAGAACCCCCUCCGACAAACACGUAACUACUUAUCUAAUUAUAACAGUGUUAGUCUGAAAGAAGUAUUUUAAACUCCUUACUGUCAGUAAACUUCCAUCUUGGAUUCUUUCCAGGUCAAAACUGCUCAAGUGAUGAAAUGGCAAAAAAUUGCAACAACACUUCCAUUGUUCUUCUUCUGUCUUCACUCGUCUGCUGGGUCACCUUUGAGGAUUUUUUUUGUUGUUGUUGCAAAUCCCAGUACUGUACAUACGUCUUUGGAUUUGUGUAUCUUUGUAUUCAUUUGUGAAUACUCACUUCACUGCAGCUUCUGUCUUGAAGUUUUCUUCCAGUUGAAGUCGACCUACUUUGUUUUAACCCGUCGCUGUCACCUGCUUCCCUUAAUAUUAGACUGCAUAUUAUAUGAUCCAGUAUCUCUCUGCUCCUGAAAGUUUAAUGCCCCCGUGCACCGGUGUCUGUUUUGUCGGUUAACCUGCUUUGUUUUUUUCAGCGUGUUUUAAUGCGUACGGAAACCCUUCUGUUGGCGUGUAUGUCCAUUUACAUCCAGGUAAACAAUCCAGACGAAAUAUUUAAUGGGUUGGAACUAUAUACUGUGUACAUUAUGUCAUAUAAAGAAAUAAACUGCCUGAAAAGUUGA
This is a messenger RNA of Stegastes partitus (bicolor damselfish), 3445 nucleotides long. Its product is annotated as gap junction beta-1 protein-like. Gene Ontology annotation, biological process: cell-cell signaling. NCBI's taxonomy places the organism in Eukaryota, Metazoa, Chordata, Actinopteri, Pomacentridae. The transcript is spliced from 2 exons. Gene Ontology annotation, molecular function: gap junction channel activity. Gene Ontology annotation, cellular component: connexin complex. The coding region runs from base 372 to 1199 and encodes 275 amino acids. The record is from RefSeq and is a predicted model, not a curated record.